AAAGAAGACUGUGGUCGACCAAAUAAACAAAGGACAGUAUAACUUCUGAUACUUGUCAAAAGAAUCUGAAGUAGUUUGAGAAGAAAUGGUGCUGUUGAGAUAUUUGCACAUUUGAGGCAUUUACAAAGUCACAUCAGUUCACCCUGUGUCUGCUUAAUGAUCAACCCACAGGACACAAUGAUCAACGCAGGACAAAUAUAAAGGGCCUGUUGGUACAGAGGACUGAAAGAACUCUAGUAACAAAAAUUGUGAACGAAUGGCAAAGAAUAAGGCAACCAUGAAGCUGGCUCUGCUGAUGAUACUGGUGGUACUGACCAAUGCAAUCCUAGCAGCAGAGAAUAUGGGCACUGAGGAACCAGACCUGCCUCAAGUAGGGACUCGGUCAACCUUCGCAGCCCUGGACGAUGUCCGUCUCAUAGCGAACGGCCUCCUGCAGCUCGGCAAGAACCUGAGGGACUUCGUGCAGAAGACAAAAGGCCAGAUCAACGACAUCUUGCAAAAGCUCAACAUAUUCGACAAGUCCUUCUACCAGCUCUCUGUUCUGGCCAGCGAGAUCAAAGAGGAAGAAGAGGAGCUAAAAAAGACCACGGUGGUGCUCAAAGCCAACAACGACGAGAUAAAGAGUCUGUCGCUGGAGAUAAACUCCAAAGUAGAGGAAAUCAUGACGGAGAGAAUCCAGCUGCGGAAACAGGUCGGGGGGCUGGAGGAGAAGCUGAGUGGGCUUUCUCAAGGCCUGCUCUCAGCAGAUCAGGUUGCAGAAAUUUCUGCGUUGAAGGAGGUGAUCCAAGCCCAAGAGAGGAGUAUCUCAGAGCUGCUGAAGGCGGUGAAGGAACAAAGUGAGCAUCUCAACUACCAGAAAAACAAGAUCAAGGGUUUGGAGAAUAAGCUCAACUCUGCCAGUCUUCAAGAAACUACCUCUAAAUUUCGAUGGGACGCCCAAACCUACGGCAUGUCAGAAUAUCUGUCCAACUAUUCCACUGAUGGAAGCUUCUCGAGUGAUUUCCCAAGGGACUGUGGCGAGGUCUUCAGCAUGGGAGAGAACACUAGCGGCCUGUAUGCCAUCAAGCCAAACCAGUCAGAGCCGUUUCUUGUGUACUGCGAAUUCACACAAGAGGGGGCGUUCACCGUCAUUCAACGCAGACACGACGGCUCUGUCAAUUUCAACCUGUCCUGGCAAAGCUAUGAGGAUGGAUUUGGAGACUUCAAGAGUGAGUUCUGGCUUGGCCUGAAGAAGAUCUUCUCCAUCGCCAGGCAGGGUGAGUCUCUCCUGCGCCUUCAAAUGGAGGACUGGAAACAAGAGAAACAUUCCACAGAGUUCCAGUACAACCUGGAGGGCCCUGAUUCCAACUACACCAUCCACCUCAAGCUAGUGGGCCCGACCCCUGAUACAGACUUCCAGGCAGUGAGAUUCUCCACCCAAGACCACAAUGAUGGGUACCAUGACGAAAGCUGUGCCCAUGACUACACAGGAGGAUGGUGGUUCAGAGCUUGUGGCGACAUCAACCCGAAUGGUAGAUGCAUCCAGAGCAGACCUCGCAGGAAGGGAAUCCAGUGGAAGCAUAAUAAAGGACAAGGCCACUUAAAAUCCUCACAGAUCUCCAUUCAUCAUGCUAAAAAAACUUAGCCUGCACAUCUGCAGUACGAAAGACACUAGUAUGACACCAAUGAUGUCAUCAUUGCUCUCUGACUUUUUGUAUUGUAUAUUAAUUAGCUGCACUAUAACAGUUAUGAAAUAUAUAGGCAUGACAGCCCCUUGCCUGGUGAUAGGCUAACACGUGCCCCAUUAGUCUUAGGUAGAUAAAACAAAUAAAAGAUAAAAGAAAAAAAGAAAAGUUUUGAUAAAUUUUAUUUAUAUUUUUGUUUUUGCUGACCAAACGGUCAACCGUGCCUUCCUAAAGCAGGCAGCUCCAAUCAGGAUAGAGACUUAUCACAGAAUUUUUAUAUAUAACUUUAAGUUGGGUGGUAAAUUGACUGUUUUGUAAACAGUGGAGUCAAAACAUCUGCUUCCAUUAAUGUGGACUUAAUUUAGUGGACAAUCACAGAGCACUGAGUUUCCUCAUGCAGCAGUAUUAUUAUUAACAGCUGUUAUUAUUUUUACACAACUUCUAAUAAAGGCUUCCUUACCUUACA
Colossoma macropomum (tambaqui) is the source of this 2130-nucleotide messenger RNA. Its product is annotated as angiopoietin-related protein 3-like. The transcript has 7 exons. The coding region runs from base 257 to 1624 and encodes 455 amino acids. The record is from RefSeq and is a predicted model, not a curated record. Lineage: Eukaryota; Metazoa; Chordata; Actinopteri; Characiformes; Serrasalmidae. Gene Ontology annotation, biological process: cholesterol homeostasis; phospholipid homeostasis; phospholipid catabolic process.